GUUUCUUACUACCCUUGACCCUUUUCCUUCGCUUGCCAGUCUGCUCCUCAGACGAGUGAAGGAAAUAAACAUCUCCCCCUCCUGGUUUCGCUAUGACGUCAUUGCGGGUCUCCCUCAAACAAAAUCAGCUGUAAGCUGUAAAAGGCAGAUGCCUGCUCCCGAUCCGCACCGCCGUGUCCCCAGGUUUUGUGCACGUCUCCGCUCCCUUUUGCCCUCCUCGCUUACCUCUCCGGCUCAGAGCCGUCAGCGCGCUUCUGAGGUGGCUUCCCGUCCGCGGAUCCGAGGUGCAGUAGCGAGAUCCUCUCCAUACGUGUGAAAACAGCAUGAAGGAUUAAAGAGGACUGAGGACUGCGUUAACCGCACGUGUGUCUCUUUGCGCUGAUCCCGUCCGAGAGGCGACAUGAAGCACCGGCGGCUGUGGAGCAUUCUGUGUUUGAUGACGGUCUGGUACCGGCUUGGGAUGUCAAGCAGAUACGGCUGCCUGUUCGAGAAGAGGCUGUGUUCCCGAGAGCAGCUUUGCUCAGAUGAUGGGCUCUUUGGGCAGUGCCAUGGCUCCUCACAGGAGCGGGUACAGUACCAGGUCUCUAUGUCUGUGCUUCAGAGACUGCAUGAGGUACUGAAGAUGCUGAUGAUGCAGGGCCUGUCCUGGAAGGAUGACAUCACCCAGUACGUCAUUGCGAAGGAGCUCAGACAUGUUCCCCAAGCUGGCCCUCGGGACACCCCUCUGUCACAACCCUCUCUUUCAUCAGAGAAGACCGCCUCCAAGCUGGCCCGUCCCAGCUCUGGGUCACAGGCACAGCAAUACAUGGAUUACAUGAUCCUGCCCGACCCACCCCAGGCCUCCCUCCAUCUGCAGAGCCAACUGCUGGACCCUUACACCUACCACCAGUAUGGAUACCAGGGGGAGGAAGAGAGAUCUCUCAACUCAUUGGAUGCAGCAGGGUACCCCCGCUCCUCCUCUCGAUCAGGGGGGAACAGGAACCAGCCCAGGGGUCGUGAUGAGCAGCUAUUGCAGGACGUCGUGUCCCUGUACCUCUCCCCUGCACAGCCACCCUCUCGCCACCGGGUGGCAGCAGGCGGCCCCAACUCCCACUUUUAUCAGGAACUGGAAUUCCCUUUGGACUAUACAGAGAACUACAUUUCCCAGGAGGAGGAGGUUGCCACUCAGCAGGAACAGAAGAAAGCCCCACAGAACUACAGCCCUCUGUCUGGGCUGGAUGAUGCAACUUGGCAGAGGUUUGCCGCGCUAUUGAAGCAGUACGGCCUAGAUGUAAAGGAGCUAAGCUCUCAGCAGCUGCAGAACCUGGCUGCUGCCCUGCAGCUGAUGGAGGCAGACACCACAGAGGCCCCAGAUCAGUAUCAAAGUGAUGGCAUCACGAUAAAGAUGGCAGCGCUAAUGGAAGGUGCGAUGAGGCACAGGGGUGAGAAAGCCCCCGCGCCUGCCCCCUCCCCUCAGUCAGCCGCGCGGCCCCCGCUGUCUCCUGAGCAACCCCCCGCUACGGGACCCCCUCAGGUUUUAACGGUCACUUUGGGGGGCGGUGCCACGGGGCAGGGGGCCUCCGUGCCGGCUGAGGGAGCGGAGCUCAGCGGGAAGACCUCGGCGGGCCCCUCCGGGGGUCCCAGAGUGGGAGGAGACGUGCAGAGUCCGGAGGGGUACGGCCUCAUCAUCACUAACCAGAGUGUGGCGGCUCCUGCCCUGGUGUUCCGAGUUCAGCAAAACCAGACUGCAGAGGAUGAGACUGAUAAAGCAGUGGCAGAAAAGACCUUCCCGCAGUCCGAGAUGAACCUGAACAUCCUGCAGACAGGCGUGGGACAGAGGAGCGAUGGGCAAGGGUCGCCCCAGGCAACGCGUGUGCGGGACAGCUCACGCCGGGUGUUCCUCACGCUUGUGGGCGUGGCCUGCGUGGGCGGGAUCCUGGUCACGGGGCUUACCAUCGUCUGCCUGCGGCACCACGCCCGUCUGCUGGCUGCUGGGAAACUGGGCCUGGGGCUGGAGGGGGGAGGCGACACGCACUAUGAGUACCGGGACCUGUGUCGGCAGCACAUGGCGUCCAAGUCGUCGUCGGGGCGUCAGGAGGGCGGGGGCAGGGGCGGCGGCGGGGGCACGGACACGUCCAGGGUGAGCAGCGUGUCGUCCCAGUUCAGCGACGGCCCGCAGCCCAGCCCCAGCUCACACAGCAGCACCCCCUCCUGGUGCGAGGAGCCGGCGCAGUCCAACAUGGACAUCUCCACCGGUCACAUGAUCCUGGCCUACAUGGAGGAUCACUUGAAGAACAAAGACCGCCUCGUGCGGGAGUGGGAGGCCCUGUGCUCCUAUCAGGCCGAGCCCAGCGCCACGUCCGCCGCCCAGAGCGAAGGCAACGUCAAGAAGAACCGCAACCCGGAGUUUGUGCCCUAUGACCAUUCGCGGGUGAAGCUGAGGCCAGAGAUUAACCCCUCCAGGGCUGACUACAUCAAUGCCAGCAUCAUAAUUGAGCAUGAUCCCCGAAUGCCUGCUUACAUUGCUACCCAGGGACCUCUGUCACACACAAUCGCUGACUUCUGGCAGAUGGUGUGGGAGAACGGCUGCACAGUGAUAGUCAUGAUGACGGCGCUGGUAGAGGACGGGCAGAAGCAGUGCGACCGCUACUGGCCUGAUGAGGGCUCCUCUCUUUACCACAUCUAUGAGGUGAACCUGGUCUCGGAGCACAUCUGGUGUAAUGACUUCCUGGUGCGCAGCUUCUACCUGAAGAACGUGCAGACGCAGGAGACCCGCACGCUCACGCAGUUCCACUUCCUGAGCUGGCCUGCCCAGGGCAUCCCCACAUCCACACGCCCCCUGCUGGACUUCCGCAGAAAGGUGAACAAGUGCUACAGAGGACGAUCCUGCCCGAUAAUCGUGCACUGCAGUGAUGGCACGGGCAGGACUGGGACCUACAUCCUGGUGGACAUGGUUCUCAAUCGCAUGGCUAAAGGAGUGAAGGAGAUCGACAUAGCCGCAACCCUGGAACACAUCCGGGACCAGAGACCAGGGAUGGUGCGCACCAAGGACCAGUUCGAGUUCGCCCUGACUGCCGUGGCAGAGGAGGUCAACGCCAUCCUGAAAGCCCUGCCCCAGUGAGACCUGCUACGAGCAUCCUUCCUUAUGCCCUUCCUCCUCCUUCUCCUCCUCAGACACACAUGCCCCCAUGGAGAAUUAUCUAAAAUCAGGAAUGCAUUUCCCAUCGCUAUCCACCCCCACAGAUUUGUAUUCAUAUUUGUAUUUGCUCUCCGCUUGGAAGACGUGUUCUGUCUGCUGGCGAUUGCUACGGUGAGGACGAAACCCAGUCCAUAUCUACUCCUGCUGUGAAGCUUGUCACAUUAACAGUUAAAUCAAGAGCUAAUUAAUGAAGAGCUCAGCCGGAAUCAAAAGCAGCAUAAUCGCUUUUGUUUUGUGGGGUUCUGGAACAGUGUGCCAUGAAUUCCGAUGGAACACGUUCACAUUGCAGCUGCAUGACAGAAACGUCACCAACAUUCUCACAAGCCAGGGGACCGAAUGAUUCCGUCCUAACCUCGAAUCGCCUCAAGAAGGAAAUUCACUACUUCGUUUGUGUAGUUGCGUAGACCCUGCCGCGUCCUCCCCCUUUUCUGAAGAGUUUCUUUCCCUAGAAUGCUCUAAUUACUGCUACUACUUUUCCCCCCUCCUUAAUUCCACGCUGGCACACUGCUUGGAAGAGUCUUUUUAAAGUCUUCAUGUCCUCAGACAGGUAUACUUGCCACAGAUGUGGCCCACAGCUUCCUGUACACUGUAAAGUGGACCACGCUGGAUGCACUUCAGGACAGGGCACGAGGUGCUAAUGCUAACCCUCUGUACGAUUAGAGAUUUUCUUAGCUGUGCUGCUGUAGCUCGUGACUCAUUCCUCCGUGCCAGGCGUUCUCUAUGUGUCCGUGUCAAUGUAAGUGUCGCCCCCUUCUGCCCGCCUGCUUUCAUUAGACAUUUUUUCAACGUAACAUUUUUGUCGUGAAUGUGCUCAGUAACGUUACACACACAUGCACAUUUUUACAAAGCACGAGAGAAGCUUCCAUUACGUGUACAGUGUGGGGUCUCUUCCCCGACCACUAGCCCUGACCUCCAGUUCAUUGACGGAAGGAGGGCCGUCCAGUGGCACACAAAACAGCCAUUCCAUACAGAAAGCCUCUCUUUUCAUAUCCCGGCUCCACUGUCAGAGUUACUGCUGUUACUGUAAAUUAUUAACCUGUAGUGCUGCUCGUAUUUCUGUUGCAAAGAGGUAGAAAGCAAACAACAAAAAGUAUAGCUAUGUAAACAAAAAAAAAAACACAGCUAUAAGGAAAAAAAAUAUAUUUAUUUUGUAACUUCAUGUGAUGAAUAAAGUUUGUGAAGUGGUGCAACUGCA
This is a messenger RNA of Megalops cyprinoides (Indo-Pacific tarpon), 4373 nucleotides long. Its product is annotated as receptor-type tyrosine-protein phosphatase-like N. Lineage: Eukaryota; Metazoa; Chordata; Actinopteri; Elopiformes; Megalopidae. The record is from RefSeq and is a predicted model, not a curated record. Gene Ontology annotation, cellular component: secretory granule. Gene Ontology annotation, molecular function: protein tyrosine phosphatase activity. The transcript is spliced from 22 exons. Gene Ontology annotation, biological process: protein dephosphorylation. The coding region runs from base 401 to 3100 and encodes 899 amino acids.